GAAGAAUAAUCAGCGGACAUAUUUAGCGAUAGGUUUUGAAAAUCACAUAUCAUACUAUCUAAUCACGUUAACUCAUUCAUGAAAAUAGAUUUCUCGUCAGACGUAAGAGGCUGAUCAGCUGCCGACUCUUGCAGUAGUAAUGCAAAAUGACGAUCGACUUCCUGCAUUUCAGUACACUGUUGCUUACAUUGGAUAGUCGCUGUUAGUCGACAUCGAGCCCGAGGAGCGAAGAGUAGGUUGAGUUCAGUAGAGAGAUCGUUGUCAUGUGAUUGCAUGGUUGUCUGAGUGAUCUUCCGAAAUGUAUAAUAGAAAUGUAUGUGCAAGUAAUGAAUUCCAGAAAUGUCUGACGAAUGUGUCCUGUAAUAUUUCCUUGGAACUGUCAUGCAGAUAAAAAGAAUCGGCGACUUGUGUUUCACAUUAUUUAAAGGAAGAACAGCGGUGUAGGUGUGUGUUGAACUAGAAUUUGAAGUACGUUUUAAAUACAGACAGAAAAUGGGAUUACUCACUGAAGGCAGCCCAUUGAGCUGGGAGGAAACCAAAAAACUGUCGGAGCAUGUGCGACAGCAUGGUAUUACUCAAUUUAUCAAUCUGUAUCGGCGACUGAAAGACAGGCAAGGAGAUGUCUUGAAAUGGGGUGAUGAGGUGGAAUAUAUUUUAGUAAAAUUUGACGAUGAGAAGAAAAUCGCUCGUGUUUCCUUGCGGGCCAAGGAAAUCCUGGAUGUUCUUCAAGAGAAGGAGGCGAAAAACCCGGAACAAGUGAGGUCGUUGUGGCGGCCGGAGUAUGGAGCAUACAUGAUUGAAGGCACCCCCGGGAAGCCGUACGGAGGCCUGUUGGCCCAUUUCAACGUGGUGGAAGCGAACAUGCGGAACCGGCGGGAUGAAGCCCGGCAGCUGCUGAAGCCGGGCGAGGAUCUCUUGACAAUCACUAGUUUCCCCAGAUUGGGCUGUCCGAAUUUCACUGAGCCUCCUGUCAAGCCAACUCCGGGACAGGGUGCUUCGCAUUCCUUGUUCUUCCCGGAUGAGGCUAUAUUUCCAGGCCAUCCGCGCUUUGCUACUCUCACUCGAAACAUCAGGCAAAGGCGCGGCGAGAAGGUUGCCAUCAACUUACCUGUUUUCAAAGACAAGCGCACGCCAUCUCCAUUCUCUGAGAAGUUGAAUUGUGAGGGAGGUGACUGUGAAGCUGCAAAGCCUGAUCAUCUGGCUCUGACUGCAUCAUCACCAGUACACAGGGGAUAUUUGACUGAUGUUGACUGCCGGUGGAAUGUUAUAUCCUGCUCUGUGGAUUGUCGGACUACUGAAGAACGUGGAGAAGUUCCAUUGCAACAUUGCCGGUUUCACAUUCCCAAGUCUCGUUAUGACUCAAUUGAUUCGUAUUUGUCACCUAGUGGAGAAAAGUUUAACGAUGUACCUCUAGUAUAUGAUAAUGAGGUAUAUCAAAGGUUGCGAGAAGCAGAUAUAGAUCAUUUACUAGCCCAACACAUUGCCCACCUAUUUAUUCGUGAUUCUGUGUCCUUAUUCAGCGAGAAGGUUCAUCAAAAUGAUGAGGAGGAUACUGACCAUUUUGAGAACAUUCAGUCUACAAACUGGCAGACAAUGCGUUUCAAGCCUCCGCCUCCCAAUUCUUUAAUUGGAUGGCGCGUUGAGUUUCGUCCAUGUGAAGUGCAAAUUACAGACUUUGAAAAUGCUGCUCUGGUGUGUUUCGUGGUGCUACUUACACGAGUAAUUUUGUCCUAUCAACUCAACUUUAUUAUUCCUAUUAGCAAGGUGGAUGAAAAUAUGCAAAAGGCACAGAAACGUGAUGCAGUACGUCAGGAAACAUUCUGGUUUCGAAAAGACAUAACAACAUCUGUAUCCCCACCUGUGGCUACAUCACGGUGUCAGUUAAAUGAUGGUGAUGUCUAUGCACCCAUGUCCAUUGAUCAAAUUAUUAAUGGGAAGGACGGUGAAUUUCCUGGACUUGUUCCUCUCAUUAAUAGUUACCUGAGUAGUAUGGAUGUAGAUGCAGAUACACACUGUACCAUUCAACAGUACUUGAAGCUUAUCCAAAAGAGAGCAUCUGGAGAUCUCUUGACAACUGCCUCAUGGAUACGUCAGUUUAUUCACAACCAUCCUGAGUACAAAUUUGAUUCUGUUGUAUCUGACCACAUUAAUUAUGAUCUACUGAAAGCUGUGCAACGCAUCCAGUCUGGGGAGCAACCAUGUCCAGAGCUCCUGGGCUGCUGUAUCCAGUCCAAAACUCAAGAGAAAGUGCCUGCUGCUCUUGAGAAAGCUGAAAGUUGCAAUGGAGAGUUGUGACUGAUGAUGCCUGCAUAGGUCUCCAAGAGGAGUACAAAUUGGCUCCAAACAAUUUUUGUGAUGAUUGUUCUUGUGGUUGAACAUUUUAUAAAUGUGCCUAUGUUUUUAGUUUCUUGCACUCUGCUAAUAUAUGCUAGCAAAAGACUUGUUGGUUUCUCUGGGCACUGUUCUCAAUAUUUUUCCAUAUGUAGAACUGUUGGGUAGAUUGAUGAUGUUGUAGCCUUAGAGAACAAACAUUUCUCAAAUGAUGUAACCUUUAUUACUAACUGAUUCAGAAUUUGUCAGUGGAUACACAAGACUAUUUGAAAUGAAAUGUUAUAAUGUUAUUAAUCUUAAAAAAUGUAUAUCUUUAAUUCAACACGAAAUGUUGCAUAUUUGUGUGUUUUAUUCAGUUCCCUCUCAUUUAUUAUUUUUUUAUUUGUAUUUAAUUUGUGCUGCUACAGCCAGCAAUAUCAUUGAUAAUGCCUGAAUCUCAGGGAACAAUGUAUGCACACCACCAUUGUAUUUGUGGCUGCCAUCAUUUUCUAAGUUUGUUGUUGAAAUAUAAUUAUUGAAUUUGUCAGAAGCAGCAGCAUAACUUGAAAAAAAUUUCACAAGGGCAUCUUGUCAAUAAAAAAAAUUAACAAAGCUGUACCCAAAAUUUUGCCGAUAUUACACUUGCUUUUCCUCCAAUUUUGUGUUCCAGACUACAUCUAUAACAAACUUUAUUGCAUUACUCUGCCGUUUGUUACCAAACUUUAAACAGUUCUUGGUCAGAAACCAGAAGGCCGAGUGACACAUAAAUGUUAAUAUCUGUUUUGGCUAUCAGGCGUAGGACUACCUGAUCAUUUAGCCUUGUUUCUUAAAUGUAAAUCUAAUAUCAAAAACAUUGUCGAAUUAACACUUUUUUAAAAUUCAGGAGAAAGAAAAUCAGUUUUGAGAAAAUUUGUAAACGGGUCCAUACACCUACUGUUCAUAUAGUAGAUAAAAUACAAUUUUUGAAGUAAUCAAACUUAGCAAAAACAAAAAAGGCAGAUGAAAUUUGUAAAGACAUUUCAUAGCUUUCCUGUUUCUGGUGAGAGCAUAUCACUAACUGCCCCAUAGAUGAAUGUACUAAGGUAAAGAUAACCUUAAAAGUUUUGAAAU
Molecule: messenger RNA, 3420 nt
Organism: Gryllus bimaculatus (two-spotted cricket)
Lineage: Eukaryota; Metazoa; Arthropoda; Insecta; Orthoptera; Gryllidae
Source: the annotation of a GenBank genome assembly